Mesorhabditis spiculigera is the source of this 462-nucleotide messenger RNA. The record is from the annotation of a GenBank genome assembly. NCBI's taxonomy places the organism in Eukaryota, Metazoa, Nematoda, Chromadorea, Rhabditida, Rhabditidae.
AUGGCCGUCGCCGCCGGCUGCAAGGGCGAAGGGUGCCUAGCAUUGCCGUGCAAGAGGUCAACAAGUGACUGCGUCAAGGGCAGCUACUGCAAGGAUCAGCGGUGUCAGGUACUUCCCGACGGCGCAUGCGUCCGUGAUGAAGACUGCCCUAGCGGCAAGUGCGAACCGAUCGCCUGCGGUCCACGGGAUGCUCUUAACCAAUGUCUGUCACCAACGAAGGGCUUGAAGUUAAUGUCGGAGUCCAAGUCUAUGUGCCGCAAGCUCAAGUUGAAGGCCCCGCAGGCGUGCAACGUCAACUCGGACUGCUCGAAGGGGGACUACUGCCACAUCAAGGAGAAUGGUGAUCGGCUGUGCACGCAUCUCCCUGAUGGCCACUGCACCGGAGACCGCGACUGCCCCUCCAGCAUCUGCCUCCAGGAGCCAAAGUUCUGUUUGGGGAGGAACUGCUUUGGCACGUGCCAU